Messenger RNA from Solea senegalensis (Senegalese sole), 1277 nucleotides. It is a transcript of the gene abi3b, whose product is annotated as ABI family, member 3b. The record is from RefSeq and is a predicted model, not a curated record. Gene Ontology annotation, molecular function: SH3 domain binding. The coding region runs from base 78 to 1169 and encodes 363 amino acids. Lineage: Eukaryota; Metazoa; Chordata; Actinopteri; Pleuronectiformes; Soleidae. The transcript is spliced from 5 exons. Gene Ontology annotation, cellular component: lamellipodium.
CCGAGCACGACCUCCCUGUCAACAACUUCACCUCAGCGGCAGCGUGAAUUCUAUCAGUGUCGGAGGUUUGUGUCACCAUGGGAGAAAAGUCGGAGCAGAGGAGCUUUUCUGAAGUUAUCACUCAGAUACUACAAGAGGCGCCAGAUGCCAGAAAACAGCUGCUCGACAACCACAGCAACCUCAUCAACGUCGCAGAUUACUGCGAAAACAAUUAUGUCAAGUUAGAUGAUUCAGAAAAGGCUGUGGAAGAGGCCAAGGCUUUGGCCACCCAGGCUCUGGCCAGUGUGACCUACCAGAUCAACAGCCUGGCCAGCACCGUGCUGAGACUUCUGGACUCUCAGGUCAUGCAGAUUAAAGCUAUGGAGUCCUCGGUCAACCUGCUGUCACUGGGUGUCGCGAUGCACUUUGAGAAGGUAGCAAGAAGAGAGAUUGGCGUCUUCACAACUACCAAAGAAAAGAUUCGCUCCAGGCGUUUGGUGGCGCCGCCUUCAGGCAAAGAGCCAGCGAGAAGCUACUCAAGGGUGCCAAUAUCAUACUCCAUCCUGGACUCCAUGGGACACUGUUUUCAUGUGAAACAUCAGGUCACCGAGGAGCAGCCCAGAAAGAGAGCAGACAGCAUACAUAGCGUGGCAGACGUCUCCAUAACCAGUUUAGGUAUUGCUGUUCCUCCACCGUCAGUGCCCACCUUGUCAUCCGUCACCAACGACAGCCUGCCGCCUCCUCCUCCCCCCUCUGCUGCCGGCCUGGACCCCACUGUGCCUGCUCCUCCACCACCUCCACCCCCUUCUUCCUCCAUGGACAUCGGCCUCCCACCUCCACCCUCCUUGACCUCGCCCUCGUCCUUCCCCUCACCUCCCCCUCCCCCUCCACCGACAUCCAGUUUGUCAAAUGGUGCCUACAUGCCUCCACCACCUCCACCUUUAUCAGGAGGGGGUCCUCUUCCUCCUCCCUCCUCCACCUCCACCAGUGUCUGGAACUGGUCCUCUUCCACCCUCCUCCUCCCGCCUCCACCCAUGUCAGGAACUGGUCCUCUUCCACCUCCUCCUCCACCUCCACCAGUGUCAGGAGCUGGUCCUCUUCCACCUCCACCUCCCCCACCUCCCUCCACUAUGAGGUCCUCUUCCACUCCACCAGUGUCAGGAGCUGGUCCUCUUCCACCUCCACUAUGAGAUCCUCUUCCACCUUCACCACUGUAAGGAAUGGGUCCUCUUCCACCUCCACCUCCUCAACCUCCUUUCGGUAUAAGGAGCUGGUCCUCUUCCUUCUAUACCUGCACC